GCGUCAAUUAAAUUUAUAUGCUGUUCCACAAUGGUUUAUUGCGCAUGAGUUAAUUUGUGCGAGUGAUUCGGAGUUGAAAUCUCCCCAUGAAUCCCGGGUGGACAAUAGUAGAAUAUGUUAAUUGGUUCAAUAAACAUUCCGAAUUGGAAAGAUGGCAAUUUCUUAAAGGUUUAUUAGAUGUUUAUAAACAAUCUGUGGUUGCUAGAGGAGGGACUGAAUUUGUUAAACAAUUUCCAAUUUUAAAUUUAUUAAUUAAUAAUAAUGUGAGUGGGACAAAAGCAUAA
Messenger RNA from Meloidogyne enterolobii, 284 nucleotides. NCBI's taxonomy places the organism in Eukaryota, Metazoa, Nematoda, Chromadorea, Rhabditida, Meloidogynidae. The record is from the annotation of a GenBank genome assembly.